UUACAUGCCAUCAAAAAAGUGAAAUUCUACAUCAGUUUAGUGUGUGGCGUCGAACAAGGAGAAGCGACCAGCGCUCUGCAUUUACAAAAAAACAUUCCGAAAAUGGUUAAAAUUCCGUAUCCAACAUACCAUCGAAGGGCUUGCAGCUCGGCCAUCAAAAUGUCGAAUUCUGUGGAACUUGAGAACGAGAAGAAUGAUCAGAAAACUGAUGUAAAUGAAAUAGAACAAAUGGAUUACUCAAUUAAGCAUCCCUUGCAAAACUCUUGGACCCUGUGGUACUAUGAAAAUGAUCGAACACAAACUUGGGAGAAGAAUCAAAAGGAAAUCGUUUCCUUUCAAACUGUAGAGGACUUUUGGAGUUUGUACAAUCAUGUUAAGCCAGCCAGCGAAUUGCGACAAGGUACUGACUAUUCUCUUUUCAAAAAAGGAAUAAGACCAAUGUGGGAAGAUGAAGCCAACAAGCGUGGUGGCAGAUGGUUGCUUAGCUUAGAAAAAAGACAGAGAAAUAAUGAACUAGAUAGAUAUUGGCUGGACAUUAUCUUGUGUUUGAUUGGUGAAGCUUUUGAGCAUUCUGAUGAUGUAUGUGGAGCUGUAGUCAAUAUUAGACAAAAGGGUGAUAAAAUUGCUGUAUGGACUUCUGAUGCGUCAAACAGUGCUGCAGUGAUGGAAAUUGGUAAAAAAUUGAAGGAUAGAUUGCACAUACCACCAAGAACGACGUUAGGUUUCCAAGUGCACCAAGAUACAAUAGAUAAGACUGGUUCUGUCUCCAAAUAUUCCUACACUGUUUAAACAGGGCGAUAUUCUAAAUUUAGCUCAGUUUUUUGUUUAUUAAUAUAUUGUAACUGUAUUUUUUGUAACUUCCUUAGUAUUGGUAAUUGAGUUCGAAUGAUUUAUUACACUAGUUUUGGAAAAUAUUUAUUGUUUUUUGUUUCUCUUGAGGACACUUUUUUGUUACAAAAAAUAAGAUAUAUUGAUGCAUUGAAUAUAUUUUAUAACAUUUACAGAUUUUAAUUACAAUCUAUAGAUCUUA
This is a messenger RNA of Aethina tumida (small hive beetle), 1030 nucleotides long. RefSeq names its product eukaryotic translation initiation factor 4E-1A. Gene Ontology annotation, cellular component: eukaryotic translation initiation factor 4F complex; cytoplasm. The transcript is spliced from 6 exons. The coding region runs from base 103 to 789 and encodes 228 amino acids. Gene Ontology annotation, biological process: translational initiation. The record is from RefSeq and is a predicted model, not a curated record. Lineage: Eukaryota; Metazoa; Arthropoda; Insecta; Coleoptera; Nitidulidae. Gene Ontology annotation, molecular function: RNA 7-methylguanosine cap binding; translation initiation factor activity.